AUGAGUGACCACCAGAACACAGAUGUGGAGGCUAUGCAGAGGCAGCUCUGGCUCCCCAGGGUGAACAAGGAGCCGGAUGCAGUAGCCACCACUCUGAGUACACAAGGGCUAGGAAUGGCCACAGGGAAAAGACCGAGCCAGAAGCCUCAGGCAGCCACGGCAGCUGCAGAGGGGGACCCAAAUCUGCCCCUGGGCCGGGAAUUGGCUGAGGCCAACCGCUUUGCCUAUGCUGCAAUCUGUGGCAUCUCAUUGUCCCAGCUGUUUCCAGAACCUGAGCACAGCUGCUUCUGCACAGAGUUUAUCGUGGGCCUGGUAAAGUGGCUGGAGUUGUCCGAAGCUGUCUUGUCCACAAUGAAUGCUUUCACCAGUGGCCUGGGCGGUGAAGGAACAGACAUGUUUGUUCAGAUUCUGUUGAAAGACCCCAUCUUGAAAAACGACCCAUUGGUGAUCACCCAGGACCUGCUGAGCUUCUCAAUCAAGGAUGGACACUACGAUGCUCGGGCCAGAGUCCUUGUUUGCCAUGUGACCUCCCUGCUCCAAGUGCCCCUGGAGGAGCUGGAUACCCUUGAGGAGACAUUCCUUGAGACCCUAAAGGAGACCAAAGAGGAGGAAUCUGAAAUGGCCGAGGCAUCCCGGAAGAAAAAAGAAAACCGGAGGAAAUGGAAGCGCUAUCUCCUGAUAGGCCUGGCAACUAUUGGAGGUGGCACAGUGAUCGGUGUGACUGGGGGUCUAGCUGCCCCACUUGUUGCUACAGGAGCUGCGACUAUCAUUGGCAGUGCUGGGGCAGCCGCGCUUGGUUCUGUGGCAGGAAUAGCCGUCAUGACAUCACUGUUCGGUGCAGCGGGAGCUGGCCUGACAGGCACCUUCAGCGCCCCGUGGGCUGCCCUUGCCCGUAGCCGUGAGCAGUACUGCCUGGCCUGGGAAGCCAAGUACCUGAUGGAGCUCGGCAAUGCCCUCGAGACCAUCCUCAGUGGUCUGGCCAACAUGGUAGCCCAGGAGGCCCUCAAGUACACUGUGUUGUCUGGCAUUGUGGCUGCUCUGACCUGGCCAGCUUCACUCCUCAGUGUCGCCAACGUCAUCGACAACCCCUGGGGCGUGUGCCUCCAUCGGUCAGCAGAGGUCGGCAAGCACCUGGCCCACAUCCUGCUCACCCGGCAGCAGGGCCGGCGACCAGUCACCUUGAUUGGCUUCAGCCUGGGAGCCAGAGUCAUCUACUUCUGUCUGCAGGAGAUGGCACAGGAGAAAG
Chrysochloris asiatica (Cape golden mole) is the source of this 1246-nucleotide messenger RNA. It is a transcript of the gene TMCO4, whose product is annotated as transmembrane and coiled-coil domains 4. The transcript is spliced from 10 exons. NCBI's taxonomy places the organism in Eukaryota, Metazoa, Chordata, Mammalia, Afrosoricida, Chrysochloridae. The record is from RefSeq and is a predicted model, not a curated record. The annotation marks the transcript as partial.